AUGUUCACCAAGGUGGUAAAAGCUCAGCUAUGGGUAUAUCUGCGACCUUUGCAGCACACCUCCACCGUCUACCUUCAAAUUCUACGUCUCAAGCCUGUAACGGAUGAAGGCAGCAAGCACAUUCGAAUUAGAUCUCUGAAGAUUGAUUUGCACUCACGCACGGGCCAUUGGCAAAGCAUCGAUUUCAAGCAUGUACUGCAGAAUUGGUUCAAACAACCACACAACAAUUGGGGUAUUGAAAUCAAUGCCUUUGACCCAAAUGGAAAUGACCUUGCUGUCACCUCUUUUGGUCCUGGAGCAGAAGGGCUGCACCCAUUUAUAGAGCUGCGUGUGAUGGAGAACAACAAGCGAUCGAGGAGAAACCUAGGUCUUGACUGUGAUGAACACUCCACUGAGUCACGCUGCUGUCGAUAUCCACUAACUGUGGACUUUGAGGCCUUUGGAUGGGACUGGAUUAUUGCUCCAAAACGAUACAAAGCUAACUACUGUUCUGGCCAAUGCGAGUACAUGUUCAUGCAAAAAUAUCCCCACACUCAUCUUGUUCAACAAGCAAAUCCACGGGGAUCUGCUGGCCCGUGCUGUACCCCAACCAAAAUGUCACCCAUUAACAUGCUGUAUUUUAAUGACAAGCAAAAAAUUAUUUUAUGGCAAGAUACCUGGAAUGGUUGUAGACCGCUGUGGGUGCUCCUAAGACUUUGGUUCUUUUUCUUCUACCUACUUAUCUUCAACUUCUUUCUUUCUUUCAAGGGUACAAGCAGACCAAAUUUUGGUAUUGGGGAUAGUGCAGUACUUGUACUAUCACUCCUUUUUCAAACCCUAGUUAAGAAGCUAGAGAUAUGA
Messenger RNA from Staurois parvus, 840 nucleotides. NCBI's taxonomy places the organism in Eukaryota, Metazoa, Chordata, Amphibia, Anura, Ranidae. The record is from the annotation of a GenBank genome assembly.